Zootoca vivipara (common lizard) is the source of this 1022-nucleotide messenger RNA. The record is from RefSeq and is a predicted model, not a curated record. NCBI's taxonomy places the organism in Eukaryota, Metazoa, Chordata, Lepidosauria, Squamata, Lacertidae.
GGAAGUGCUUUCCUUUUUCGUCGAGAGCUUGCAGCCAUGGCUCGAGGACCCAAGAAGCACCUGAAACGGGUGGCAGCCCCCAAGCACUGGAUGCUGGACAAGCUGACGGGAGUCUUUGCGCCACGCCCAUCGACGGGACCCCACAAGUUGCGCGAGUGCCUCCCGCUCGUGAUUUUCCUCCGCAACCGGCUCAAAUACGCCCUGACGGGCGAUGAGGUCAAGAAGAUCUGCAUGCAGCGCUUUGUCAAGAUUGACGGCAAAGUUCGCACCGACAUCACCUACCCGGCAGGCUUCAUGGACGUCAUCAGCAUCGAGAAGACGGGCGAGCACUUCCGCCUGGUGUACGACACCAAGGGGCGCUUUGCUGUGCAUCGCAUCAGCCCCGAGGAGGCCAAGUACAAGCUGUGCAAGGUGCGCCGCAUCCUGGUGGGCACCAAAGGCACCCCCCGGCUGGUGACGCACGAUGCCCGCACCAUCCGCUACCCGGACCCCCUGGUCAAGGUCAACGACACCGUCCAGGUCGACCUGCAGACGGGCAAGAUCACCGACUUCAUCAAAUUCGACACAGGCAACCUCUGCAUGGUGACGGGGGGUGCCAACUUGGGGCGCAUUGGGGUGAUAACCAACCGUGAGAGGCACCCUGGCUCCUUUGAUGUGGUUCACGUCAAGGACACCAACGGCAACAGCUUUGCCACAAGGCUCUCCAACAUCUUUGUCAUUGGCAAGGGGAACAAGCCGUGGAUCUCUCUGCCUCGCGGGAAGGGCAUCCGCCUCACCAUUGCUGAGGAGCGAGACAAGCGGCUGGCAGCCAAGCAGAGCAGCGGAUGAAGAUGCACAUGGAAAUAGAAAUGGGAAAUAUUUUAUUGUCACUGUAACACUUGUUUACAGUGAGGGCUAAAGAAACCAGAUUGGGAAAUGACACUCUCGGGUUUUUAUAGCCUUGCAUUUAGUCAACUCUCCUGAAGUUUCAAGGGCUUGUUUUCCAUCAAUUACGGAACCAAAUAAAGAAAAAACAAAAAUCA